AUGCUGCUCCAUGGACGCCGACCUAAUUAUCUCCGUAGCGUGCGACGUCUCGCGAGUCUGCACUAUACGCGCACCCCCUUGACGCACAAGCCCUUAAAAUUCGAACGCUAUCGCACUGCGUCAUUUGUGCACCCAGCACUGCAGUACAACGUGCUGACCUUUUGUUCCUCCGCGCUGAGCGAGCAGCAUGACCGUGUAAAGACGACAGCAGGAUCUACACCAGCCGUUGUAUCAAGCGAUGCUGGACUGAGUCGGCCCCCCGAUACGGCCAAGGAGAUCCUCAGGUUUCUAAUGGAUCAUGUGUGGCCCAAAGACGACUCCAAAGAAGCUAAGGAGAUCAAGCGAAAGGUGCUCAUCUCGGCCGGUCUCGUGGUAGCGUCCAAGGCACUAACGAUCCAAGUGCCCUUCAUCUUCAAACAGCUGGUAGAUGGUAUGGGCGAUCUGUCUAGUAUUGGAGCUGGAUCCCCCGAGGUGGCGGUGCCGCUGGCCAUGGUCCUCGGCUACGGCAUUGCAAAAUUCAGUGCCAGUGCAUCGUCAGAGCUGGCCAAUGCCGUAUUUGCGACAGUGGCUCAAAACACCAUCCGAACAGUUGCCGUGCGAGUUCUUAGGCACCUGCACAGCAUGGAUCUCAAGUUCCACUUGGAUCGGCAAACAGGCGCGCUAUCCCGCAUCAUCGAUCGUGGGUCUCGAUCAAUUGAUUUUGUGCUACGCGCUAUGGCGUUUCGUGUGGUGCCAACGGUGCUGGAAAUCGGAUUGGUAAGCGCCAUUAUGGCGACAAGCUUCGGGAUGCCAUACGCGGGUGUCACGCUGGGUACGCUUACUGCGUACACGACAUUUACGGUGCUUGUCACGCGGUGGCGUGAUGAGAUCCGUCGUGAGAUGAAUCUACUGGAGAAUGAAGCUGGUGCGAAAGUGAUUGAUUCGCUGAUGAAUUACGAGACGGUCAAGUAUUUCAACAAUGAAGCACAUGAGAUCGAGCGCUACGACGACUCACUUAAAGGUUAUCAGAAAGCGGCACUCAAAACGCAGACGUCGCUGGCGAUGCUGAACGCUGGACAGAACGGGAUCUUCGGCGUUGGUCUCACUGCCAUUAUGUACAUGGCAUGUGAAGGAAUUGCUGCUGGCACGCUCACUGUUGGUGAUUUGGUACUUGUUAAUGGGCUGUUGUUCCAGCUGUCCAUUCCUCUUACCUUCAUCGGUAGCAUUUACCGCGAAGUGCGGCAAUCAGUCACAGACAUGGAGUCCAUGUUCCGGCUGGGCGCUGAAAUGCCAGUCAUUACGGAUUCGGACGAGAACCUCAGCUUGACUGGCAAAGAGCCCAAAUCGAUUGAAUUUCGCGACGUGAGUUUUGGAUACCGCUCGGAACUCCCCAUUUUGCAGAAUACAUCGUUUAAAGUCGAUGCUGGCAAACGCGUUGCUAUCGUCGGCACAAGUGGUUCGGGGAAGUCUACAGUGCUCCGGUUGCUGUAUCGCUUUUAUGAUCCCCAAAACGGCACAAUUCUUAUCGAUGGAAAGGACAUUCGACAGUUGAGACUGGAGGAGCUUCGACAAGCGAUUGCCGUCGUCCCACAAGAUACGGUUUUGUUCAACGACACGAUCUUCUAUAACAUUAACUACGGUCGCCUUGGUGCGAGUCCUAAGGAAGUGAUGCAAGCUGCCCGUAUUUCCCAGAUCCACCGCUCGAUCGAGACAUUUCCGGACGGAUACAACACGCGUGUCGGUGAGCGUGGGCUAAAGCUCUCCGGUGGCGAAAAGCAGCGGGUAUCGAUCGCGCGUGCGAUGCUGAAGGACGCGCCUAUAUUGUUGUUUGAUGAGGCUACAAGCGCCCUCGACUCGGAGACAGAGUCGGAGAUUGUCCGUGAGUUUGCAUCGAUUGGGACAAACCGCACGUCGCUGAUCGUUGCGCAUCGUCUGUCGACGAUUCAAGACGUGGACGAGAUCAUUGUGUUUGACAAUGGGUGCGUGAUCCAGCAAGGCCCUCACGAUGAAUUGCUGCGCGAUGUCAACGGAAAGUACGCUGACAUGUGGGCUCGUCAGAACCACCACGUGCUGGGCCUGCGAGAGGCGGGCGACAACGAGAGCAGCUAA
Messenger RNA from Hyaloperonospora brassicae, 2088 nucleotides. The record is from the annotation of a GenBank genome assembly. Lineage: Eukaryota; Oomycota; Peronosporomycetes; Peronosporales; Peronosporaceae.